UCGAUAGUUAAUGGCAUCCACGUAAGACCAAGCAACCCGUCAUGCCAUCCCCUCUUAUCAGUUAGGUAAUAAUAAUGAAAUAAAUUUCAUGCCAAGGGGCAACAGCUACCGGAUGGAUGGUUGAUUCAAUUCAGCUUGGCUUUUUUAUGGUAACAAACAAAUACUUCCACUUUUCUUUCCCUUGAAGCCAACCUUUUCAUUUUCAUUUCUUUCUUAGUUACUACCCAACCGAACUCCUCCUUGUUACGUAAAAGGCUGUGUUGCAAGAAAAAAGUUUGGAAAUUUGAAGGGGAGAUAGAGGAAUCAUUAAGAUGUCGUUGUUUCGCAAAUUGUUUUAUAGGAAACCCCCUGAUGGCCUUCUUGAGAUUUCCGAGCGUGUUUAUGUGUUUGAUUGCUGCUUUAACAUUGAUGCUUGGCAAGAAGAUUAUGAAGGUUACAUUGGUCGAACAGUUGGUCAACUUAAAGAACAUUUCCCUGAUGCUUCAUUCUUGGUGUUUAAUUUCCGUGAGGGAGAGAAACAAACCCAGAUUGCUGAUGCUUUAUUCAAGUAUGAUAUGACCUUAAUGGAGUACCCUUGGCAAUACGAGGGUUCCCCAUUGCUCACGAUGGAGAUGAUUCACCAUUUUCUAAGAUCAGGUGAAAGUUGGCUCUCCCUUGGACAGCAGAAUAUUCUGUUAAUGCACUGUGAACGUGGUGGUUGGCCGGUUCUCGCUUUCAUGCUGGCUGGACUGUUGAUUUAUAGGAAACAGUAUAGUGGAGAGCAGAAGACCUUGGACAUGAUUCAUAGGCAGGCUCCCCGAGAGCUUUUGCAGUUGUUCUCAGCAUUGAAUCCUGUACCUUCUCAACUGAGGUAUCUACAAUAUGUCUCAAGGAGGAAUGUAGCCUCAUAUUGGCCUCCAUUGGAUAGAGCUCUCACGUUGGAUUGUGCCAUUCUAAGAUUUAUUCCUAAUUUUGAUGGGGAAGGGGGCUGCCGUCCACUAUUUCGGGUAUACGGGCAGGACCCUUUUCUUGUUUCUGAUCGAACUUCCAAACUUCUGUACUCAACUCAAAAGGAAGGAAAAAUUCCUCGGGCUUAUAAGCAGAUAGAAUGUGAACUUGUUAAAGUUGACAUUAAUUGCCAUAUACAAGGUGAUGUUGUGCUGGAGUGUGUCAGUUUAAAUGAUGACAUGGAACAUGAAGAGAUGAUGUUUCGAGCUGUGUUUAACACAGCUUUUAUUAGGUCAAAUAUCUUGAUGCUUAACCGUGAUGAAAUUGACAUGUUAUGGGACUCAAAAGAUCGAUUUCCAAAGGACUUCAGGGCAGAGAUUCUUUUCUCUGAAAUGGAUGCAGCUGCAUCCGUUGUUGCAGAAGAUUUCACUGGCUUUGAGGAGAAGGAAGGCCUUCCUGUGGAAGCAUUUGCUAAGGUUAAAGAGAUCUUUAGCUCUGUUGACUGGUCUGAUCCCAACUCAGAUGCUGCACUUAAUUUGCUCCAACAAAUUAGUGCAUCGAAUAUUGCUCAGGAAGACUCAAAUGCAGAUUUGCAGCACAGAGUAGAGAUUAGCACUCAAAAGCAAGAAAUGAGUCCUAGAAAAGAACUUGCCAGCCAAUCUGUGGUCACUCACACCACUAUAUCUACAGUCUCCUCAGAACAAGCUUUGACAGUUACAGCUGGAAUUGAACUCAUGGAACCCAAAGGUGGUUCUAUCUCACCAUCAACACCUGCACAGCCUCCACCAUUGCGGCCUGCUGUGACAUCUAGUGCUGUAAAAGUUUUUCCUCAUCCACUACCAGCUCUUGAUCUUUCAGCUUCAGAAUCAGUAGAUCAUUCAUCAAUCAAAGAGAAUGAAACCUUUUUAGAGAGCAGAGGUAAGUCAUUAUCAGUUGGCCUUCAACCUACAACUCCAACAACACCACCGCAUCCACCUUUUAAGGAGGAUAAUUCCACUAUCAAAACUGAAUGCCCAACCCCACCUCCUCCUCCAAUGCCGCCUAUGAAGGAGAUUCGCACCACUAGAGCUGGACCUUCUCCACCUCCACCUCCUCCAAUGCCACCUGUGAAGGAGAAUAACACCAUUGGAGCUGGACCUCCUCCUCCACCACCACCACCUCCUUUAAAGGAGAAUAACACCAUUGCAGUUGGACCUCCUCCACCACCACCACCUCCUCCUAUGCCACCUUUGAAGGAGAAUAACAAAAAUGGAGCUGGACCUCCUCCUCCACCACCACCACCACCUUUAAAGGAGAAUAACACCAUUGCAGCUGGACCUCCUCCACCACCACCACCUCCUCCAAUGCCACCUUUGAAGGAGAAUAACAAAAUUGGAGCUGGACCUCCUCCUCCACCACCUCUGCCUUUGAAGGAGAAUCAUGCUAUUGGAUCUGGACCUCAUCCACCUCCCCCUCCUCCCCCUCCUCUUCAUUCAGGGCCAACAACCAGCCCAACCGUUUCAUCUCCUAUGCCACCAGCGCUGCCGCCUCCUCCCAUUAUGUCAACCAAUUCCUCCCAUGCCCCUUCUGCACCUCCUCCUCCUUCUGGUAAGGGCACUUUAAAGACAGGCAACAAUAGAAAUAUUAAAUCGCCUGGGUCUCCAUCUCCUGCACCACCUACUCCUGCACCUCCCUUAGGUUCUCCUUCCAUCUCCAAGGGACGUUUGUCGCGUGCUAUAAGUUCACGGAACAAUCAAACUAAAAAGCUGAAGCCAUUGCAUUGGUUGAAGUUAACAAGAGCUGUACAAGGAAGCUUGUGGGCUGAGGCGCAAAAGUCUGGUGAAGCCUCCAAGGCCCCAGAGAUUGACAUGUCAGAACUUGAGAAUCUUUUUUCCGCGGCAGUUUCAAAUACAGAUCAUGGCGGGAAAUCAAGUGUGCGCAGCUCACGGGGACCUAAAGUUGACAAAGUGCAACUGGUUGACCACAGACGGGCAUACAAUUGUGAAAUCAUGCUUUCAAAGGUGAAAGUGCCACUACAUGAAUUAAUGAGUUUAGUACUUUCCCUUGAGGAUUCAGCAUUAGACGUUGAUCAGGUUGACAACCUCAUAAAGUUCUGUCCAACAAAAGAGGAGAUGGAACUGCUUAAGGGAUACACUGGAGAAAAGGAAAAGUUAGGGAAAUGUGAACAGUUCUUCUUAGAGUUAAUGAAGGUGCCGAGAGUAGAAUCUAAACUCAGAGUUUUCUCAUUCAAGAUGCAGUUUCAUUCCCAGGUCUCUGACCUCAGAAAAAGCCUUAAUGUUGUGAACUCUGCAGCAGAAGAGAUAAAGAAUUCUGCCAAAUUGAAGAGAAUCAUGCAGACUAUUCUUUCGCUAGGAAAUGCUUUGAAUCAGGGAACUGCUAGGGGUUCAGCUAUUGGAUUUAGAUUGGAUAGCCUUCUUAAACUAACAGAUACACGGGCAAGGAACAACAAGAUGACUCUCAUGCAUUAUCUUUGCAAGGUUCUUGCUGACAAGCUACCAGAACUUCUAGAUUUUUCUAAAGACCUUGCCAGUUUGGAACCUGCAUCAAAGAUACAAUUGAAAUUUUUGGCGGAGGAAAUGCAAGCCAUAAGCAAAGGACUGGAAAAAGUUGUACAGGAACUGUCUGCCUCGGAAAGCGAUGGUCCUAUAUCAGACACAUUCUGUAAGAUUUUAAAGGAGUUCCUUUGUUUUGCCGAAGCUGAAGUAAGGUCUUUGGCUUCUUUGUACUCUGGAGUGGGGAAAAAUGUGGAUGCAUUGAUUCUUUAUUUUGGAGAAGAUCCAGCUCGCUGUCCCUUCGAACAAGUUGUAUCAACUCUGUUUGAUUUUGUGAGACUGUUCCACAAAGCCCACGUGGAGAACUGCAAGCAGCUAGAGAUAGAAAUGAAGAAAUUAGCAGAAAGUGAGAAGUCAAAGAUAGGUGCUCACAAGGAGUUACAUGCUCGAAUAGAGAGUGGCAGUGUCAAGUGAGAUCAACUAAUAAUUUCAUUUCUAGGGAGAACUCUGGCGGAGCAGAGGCAUCCGAUACAGUUGAUUGAGAAGACAGAUAGGGAUAUCUUGUCGCUGUCGGGGAACAAAAAACCGUAAAUUUGGCUGGCAGAUUAAGUCAGAAAUAUAGGCAUAUCAUAUAAAGUGACAAUGUGCUGCAAACUGAGAUUGAGGUCGUCUUUUUAAAGGUCAGUCUCUACCCCAGUCUACUGAAGUAACCAACGCAAACACGACCUAUAAUGCGUUUUGCCCCUUCUCACUCUUACUGAAGUAACCAACGCAAACACUACUACUAUUUUUGGUCCAGAUCAGAGGGGGCUGCAGAAUCCUGUUCUUGUGGAAGGCAACCUGUAAAGUGUCAGUUAGCAAAAUUUCUUGUUGUAGACAUUAAAGCAAGGAGUUCGGGGACUUUUUCCCUUUACAAUUUUGGUCCUUACAGACAGAUUAGGUAUUCACUUAUUUCCUGAAUUUUUUUUGGCUAAUAUCCACCUCCUGUGUAUGUACAGACAUUCAGUUCGAUUGUAUAUAUCUGUAAGUCAGAGGCUAAGCUUAGAACAGUCUUUUUCCUGGGACUUGACUUCCUUUGCGUUUGAAAAAUACGGGCCAGUGGCCACCCUCAAGUACAUAACGGUAACGCAAUGGAAUGGCCAGCGAUGUCGAAGAACUUGCAAGUGAUUAUUAAACUACGAUGCCUGCCUGCCAGAGAUGCUCACAGUACAAACACAUUAAUGGUCACAAUUCUUUAUAGUAAACGAUUAAACAUGGUCACCUUUAUGUCUUUUAAUGAAAUUCAGCUGUAUCCUUGUAAUUUGUAUUUCCCAGUGACGCUAAUGGAAUUCUCCAUGUUAUGUCUUUGAAUGAAUCUCAGCUCUUGGUA
Messenger RNA from Populus euphratica (Euphrates poplar), 4788 nucleotides. RefSeq names its product formin-like protein 13. The record is from RefSeq and is a predicted model, not a curated record. Bases 312 to 3893 code for a protein of 1193 amino acids. NCBI's taxonomy places the organism in Eukaryota, Viridiplantae, Streptophyta, Magnoliopsida, Malpighiales, Salicaceae. The transcript is spliced from 17 exons.